Strongylocentrotus purpuratus (purple sea urchin) is the source of this 6953-nucleotide messenger RNA. RefSeq names its product mucin-17. NCBI's taxonomy places the organism in Eukaryota, Metazoa, Echinodermata, Echinoidea, Camarodonta, Strongylocentrotidae. The coding region runs from base 386 to 5590 and encodes 1734 amino acids. The transcript has 22 exons. The record is from RefSeq and is a predicted model, not a curated record.
GUUCAAAUUGCUUGAUGAGAACGUCUGCUUUUUGGCGACACGACUUUGGGCGUAUCUGCAUUUCUAGUGAGUAGGAUUGACGUAGGUGCAUUUCCAGCUGAUCCUGUUUAGAUUUAUAAAGAGAUAUCAUUAAGGGAAAAUAUUUGAAACUGGCAAAAAAAAAGUUAAAUUUCCUUCAGCUGGCCUGUUAAAGUCGUCAACGUUUUAACGUGUAGAAGAAUAUUUGAACUAAGUGAAUUAACGGGAGAUACUUUGAGACAACAUUUUGGAAUUUUCCAUCGACGAAGUGAAGGUCGCUACAGAUGUAAUUAAACGUAUAAAAGCGAGAUAAAUAAUUGUGCGAAUGACUUAAGGAGAUACAUGUACAUUGCCAUACUCGAAUACAAUGAGGAACUCAAUGUGUCUGGUGUUACUUGUCUUAACGGCGUGUCUUUUAAACUUUUGCAGAUCACAAUGCACGAAGCCGAGUGGUUUGGAUCCAUUCUUAACCACCACACCUGAUGGCCCCUAUGACGAGGAUCAGUUCAUUCUGAUCACGUGUACCAGCGGAAUACUUUCUGGAUCACCAGUCUCAUACUGUAUUGGAGGAGCCUUUACCAACCCAUUGGAAGAUCUCACGUGCGAUCUUGAAUGCGAGUCUCCUAUUACGGGUCAAGAAUCUAUUAACAUUGUUGGAGGAGAGAUGGCACCAUACUCGCACCAUGCUACUGUAACAUUAGAGUGUGCCACGAACUACGGAGAGCCUUUUGAAGGUGCAGAUACUACAGUAUGUAAUGAUGGAACAUGGGAACCAGACCCAAGCCAGAUAAAAUGCCAAGCUCCCUGUUCAGCACCAAUCGGGACGGAUCAAGAAGAUGAUAUAUACCUACAUGGUGUAACGGCUAGCCUGACGUGUAGCCUGAAUGAGGACGAAGCAACACUUGAAUGCGACGAUGGAGUUUGGUCUGAUACCACCUUCAGGUGUCCAGCUUGUUUGAAGCCCGAUGGUAUAGACCCUAAUAUAGUGCUGGAUUCAGGCAGUGUUGAGUUCUAUAACGGUGACUUCAUCAAUGUAGCAUGCGAAGAAGGUUCUUCGAUAAUAGGGAUUCCGUUCACAUAUUGUAUGUCAGACGGCUCGUUCCAGUACUCUCUAUCUGACGUCACAUGCAACUUGGACUGUGAUGAUCCUGCAAUAGACCAAGUGACAUUGCUGAACACGGGUGCAGUAUACACUCACAGUUCAAUUGCUAUGCUGUCCUGCGCUGAGGGGUAUGGUAGCUUACAAGGACCAGACGAACUGACAUGUAACAAUGGCACAUGGAGUCCUAACCCUAACUCAACUACAUGUGAAGUUUGGUGUCGAUCACCAUCCAAUGCCGAACCAGAAGGUUUAUAUGCCCCUGGAGAUAGUGAAACAUUCACCUGUCAGUACGGAGAUAGUACUCCACUUCUACUCACAUGCAACAUGGAAUAUGGAGAAUGGGACCAACUACUAGAAUGCUCUGAGCCACCAAUGACAACGGAUAUAGCGACAGAGAAGGCCUUUACAGAUGAUUUAUCUUCGGGAACCUUCAUGACCGAGAUCCAGGAUUUCUCAACCAAAACCGAUUUGCCUACAAUUGGUGGAACUGACACGUACAACACCGAAGUUACCUCACCAUGGACAGGAACAACGAUGGAGGAACUAACUUCAUCUACAGGAGCAUCUGAAACAACAAUCCCUUUGGAGACUGACAUAACCGGAGAGACCACAGAAUAUCUACAACCGGACCUUACUUCUGAAAUAGCGACACAUAUUAUUCUAACAGAGAUUACGGACAGGGUGACAGACAUGCCUACAGAAACUUUAACGGACGUUACUACUACUACAGGUUCCAUAGUUGACGUAACGGCUACUUCGACCGCACAAACUGAAGAUGUCACUGAACAAACUACUAGACUGGGUGCAUCUACAGGAAUGACCGAUAUGACAGACAUUCCUACAAAAGAUAUAACGGACGAUACUAUUAUUACAACAGGUUCCAUAGUUGACGUAACGGCUACUUCGACCGCAAAAACUGAAGAUGUCACUGAACAAACUACUGGACUGGGUGCAUCUACAGGAAUAACCGAUAUGACAGACAUGCUUACAGAAGAUAUAACGGACGAUACUAUUAUUACAACAGGUUCCAUAGUUGACGUAACGGCUACUUUGACCGCAACGGCUUUAGAAACUGAAGAUUUUAAUGAACAAACUACUGAACUGGGUGCAUCUACAGGAACGACCGAUAUUACAGACGUGCCUACAGAGAGUAUAACGGACGAUACUAUUACUACAACAGGGUCCACAGUUGACGUAACGGCUACUUCGACCGCAACGGCUUUAGAAACUGAAGAUUUUACUGAACAAACUACUGGACUAGGUGCAUCUACAGGAAUAACCGAUAUGACAGACAUUCCUACAGAAGAUAUAACGGACGAUACUAGUACUACAACAGAGUCCACGGCUACUUUGACAGCAACGGCUUUAACUGAAGAUUCCACCGAACAAACUACCGGGCUGGGUGCAUCUACAGAUAUGACUACCCAAACAGCUUCAGACAGUACAAUCCCACUGGAUACAGAGUCCACUACUGAUAUGAAGACAGAAGGUCCGAUUGAAAGGAGAUCAACGAGACUAAGCACAACUAGCCCCAUAGAGGAAGAUUCAACUGAAUUGGCAGUCACAUGGGUCAUUGAUGAAAUCAACGGCACACAAGCAGUUUACACAGACGAUUUAAAUGAUCCUAACAGCGAGGCAUAUCGAAAUCUCGUCGAGGCAUUAGAAAUGGCGAUCAGAGAUCUUCUCGUAGAACAGCUUGGGGAAACCUCCCUUGUUGAUAUCAGAAUAGAUGGCUUUUCCCCUGGAAGCAUCAUAGUGGAUUUCACUUUGAUCUUUAACACAAACUUUACUGGCAACGCUUCCAUUAUCCAAGCUCUUCUCAUCGAAGCUGUUACAGCAAGUGAUGGCUUUGUCAAUGGUACCCUAAGUCCUACUGUUCUUAGACUAAUUGCUGAGCUUAUAAGCGUGAUCGAUGUAACAUCCUCGACUGUAACAGCUACGGCAACAACCGAGGAACCUUUCACUUCAAUCAUCGAAAUUACUUCGACUACCAAUGAUAUGGUGACAGGUGUAUCGACGAUUGUUCCGACGACGGACAUGAUUACAGAAACUUCAAAAGAGGGCACUACAAGGACAGACUACACGGGGACGACUAGAACAACGGACGAAGCCUCUGUGGGUGUAACAACUGACCUUAAGUCGGAAGUACCUUCCACUCCACAGACAAUGUCAACUGCUGCCACAGAACCAGUUACAACCAACACCGACACAAGUACAGAACCACUUUCAAGCGGUAUGACUACAGAUCCAUCCUUAGUGACAGAUAACACGCCCUCUACGGAUGUAACAACUGAUCCUAUGACGGAUGCACCCUCGACCCCGCGGACAAUGUCAACUAAUGUUACAGAACCAGUUACACAAAUCACCAACACAGGUACAAAACCGGUUACAAGCGGUAUGACUACAGAUCCAUCCUUGGUGACAGAUAACACACCCUCUACGGAUGUAACAACUGAUCCUAUGACGGAUUCACCCUCCACUCCGCAAACAAUGUCAACUAUUGCUACAGAACCAGUUACACAAAACACUAACACAGGUACAGUCUCAGAUACAAGCAGUAUGACUACGGACCAUUCUACAGUGACAGAUGGAACGCCCUCUACGGAUGUAACGACUGAUCUUACGACGGAUGCACCAUCCACUCCACAGACAAUGUCAACUCCUGUCACAGAACCAGUGACAACCAACACUAACACCAACACAGGUACAGAACCGGUUACAAGCGGUAUGACUACAGAUCCAUCCUUGGUGACAGAUAACACGCCCUCUACGGAUGUAACAACUGAUCCUAUGACGGAUUCACCCUCCACUCCGCAGACAAUGUCAACUAUUGCUACAGAACCAGUUACACAAAACAUUAACACAGGUACAGUCCUGGAUACAAGCAGUAUGACUACGGACCAUUCUACAGUGACAGAUGGAACGCCCUCUACGGAUGUAACGACUGAUCUUACGACGGAUGCACCCUCCGACCCACAGACAAUUUCAACUUCUGCCACAGAACCAGUUACAACCAUCACCAAAACAUCUGAGAUGACCAAGCAGUCAACGACGGAUGGAAAGACGACAGCCGCAAAGACUACAAAUGCUGCGACAGAGCCACGCGCAACAGAACAGAGGAUCACUACAAGAGCUGCUACAACCGCAGGAACAGAGCCGUGUGAAAGCAAUACGUGUCCCUCACAAGAAUUCUGCUUUGGAUCCGUCUGUGAAUGUCUUACUGGAAAAGAAAGACAAGCCAAUGGAGAAUGUACAGAUGGCUGCCAGAACAUGUGUGACUUUGAAACAGAACUCUGUGAACAAAACGCCUGCACAUGUCGGCCGGGAAGAAGAACGGGCACGAAUGGACUUUGUUCAAACUUUGUAGAAUAUUCUGCAUCGUGGACCAUCGUGGAAGUAAACGGAACCGAUGCCAUUUUUACUGAAGAUCUCAACAAUCCCGACAGUGAAUCAUAUCAAAUACUGGCCCUAGCCAUUCAAAACGCUAUACGUGAACUCCUCAUUCAGAAGCUGAGUGGAGACAUUGGUGAAGGGACCCUAAUCGAUAUCCAGAUCAAUGGUUUCCGGGCAGGAAGCAUCAUUUCUGAUUUCAUUAUUAGUUUUACGAACGACCUGGUAUCUCAAGACCCAGAUAUGCUGCAGACUGUUAUGUAUGAUCAAAUCUUGGAUGACAGCUACUAUGCCAACGACACGUCUACAUCCACUGUGUUACUAAUGCUCGCGGAUCCAAGCGGUUUAACCGUAGGAGUUGUAGACAAUGCGGAGUGUGAAACUGCUGGCAUCUGUGGCGAGAACGCUGUAUGUGUGGAGACGAAUAAAUCUUCCGAAGACCCGGAUGGGUUUGUUUGCGGGUGCAUGGAGGGUUUCACCGAUGUGCUCCAAGGCCGUUUAACUAGCAGCCUAGACUGUAGAGAAGAAAUUGGAUCUACCGAAGAGCCUAAUUCUUCUGGAUUAGCUCCGUGGGAGGCAGUGGUCAUCGCCAUCAGCGUAUGCGCAGUAGCUGCCUUACUUUCCUUCUUCUGCUGUCUAGCUUACGUGAUGAUGGUCCAAAGAAGACGCUUUUACAAACAAAGAUUCCAGGACGACAUGCGGCCCGAUCCUAGACGUGGCGAGCGUCCACAUUCAUACAGUUUCGAUGACGAUGUCAUUAUGAGAAAUGUGAAUUACCAUGGUGAUGGAGUCUACCCUGAGGGCAGAGGAGGUGCUGAUGGUCCCAUGUUCUUCGCCAAGGUGAUCGAUGGGUCCGAAUCCAUCGAAUCUGACAUCGACUCGGUACUCGAUCCCCACAUCGAGAGAUACGGUCACUCUAUGCUGAGGAUGAGACAACCCCCAGGGCCCAACGUCCUACCAGAGACUGCACUGGUUCCCAUCUCCAGGGGUAACAGGAGAACCGAUGGGAGACAGGAAUACUCACCGGAUCUAUCGGGUAAAGGGCCUGCAAUCAUCUACAACGACUUGGCUAUGCAUUAAGUCCUCGAAUGUUGGUAGUGGAAUCUGACACACUUAAGCAACACGGAAAGCUUGUACGUCGUAAUUGCGCCGUGUGCAAUUACUGCACGUAAGGGGCGCCUUCCACAAAGUAUAUCUCAGUGAAAUCGGACGUAUACAAAAAAUAGGUCAGAUUAUGUUUGAAGCUCGGAAACGCUACUAAAUUUAAUGCGCUUUAUAAAUCUAUAACUGUUAUCCAGAUCAAGAACUGUUAUAUUUUCAAGAACUCCAGUUGCCUCCGACUGAAAAGAAUCAUCGUCAAAAUUAUGCCACUUAGACUUAGUAUUCGUAACCUAACUGCCCUCCAUGACUUCAAAGUUGCUCUAAAAACCCAUCUCCUUCUAAACAGUGCUAUUUAAUCAUGUCAACAUAGCGUUAUAAUUGGUGUGGUUUAAGUUUACUUUAUUUAUGUACAUGAGCGUCAGAGCCUGGCGGAUACCGGCGCUAUAUAAAUAUCCAUAUUAUUAUUAUUAUUAUUAUUAUUAUAAAGCUCAUAACAAUAUGAGUCCAGCUUAUAUUUUCCAUAAGAUCUCAUCUAAUAUUCCUGCACGAAGACUUAGAUCUGCAAACCAGCACUUCCUACUAAUACCUCAACAGCUCAACUUAAGUCCACUAUUACACGGCGUUGGGAGCAGCCGCCCCUAGCCUCUGGAAUUAUCUUCCGUCAGUCUUUAAUAUAACAAAACUUAAUAUUGUAGUCUCCUUUCUUAAAACUGACGUUAAAGUUUAUAUAAGUCUUUACAUUUGUAGUUAGGUUGUACCCUAUUAUAUUCAUGUAUUAACAGAUAAAUAUUAUAAGAAGUCAUGUAUAAUGUGUUUACUUGUUAAUUCUCCCAUAAUGAAUACGUUUUAUAGAAUUACCUGACUGAAAUGUUAAUUUAUUUUAUCAUAAGAAAACGUAGUGAUUAUCUUGAUGUAGUACAUUUUCAUUUUUGUUCCAUAUAGAAAUAAGGAAAGUAAGUUAAGAAUGUGUAUACAGUACUAUGGCUACAUUGUUAGCGGAUAAAGAGACUUCAAAAUAUUUUAUGUGCAAAUCACAAAUUAAUCUAAAGUAUGUUAAGAAAGACCAAUAAAUUAUCAAAUUUAGAUAAUUGAAAGAGAACAAUCCAUAACCAACGAAAUAUUAUGUAUAAUAUUUUAAUCAUCAACGUAAUAUAUCAAUGUUUCGACCGUUAUUUUGUUGUAUUAUUAUGAGCAAAAGAAAUAAAUAUCCAUGUCAAAUGUUCAUUGGACAAAUAAAUGAAUAAAAUGAAGUCAAUUACAAUUUAUAUGUGCUUUUUGGAUAUGAGGUUCACGAAACCCAAUUGCGUAUUGAUUAUACAGUGCGUCCCAGAAAAAAACGAAA